Camellia sinensis is the source of this 1419-nucleotide messenger RNA. RefSeq lists its product as uncharacterized. Lineage: Eukaryota; Viridiplantae; Streptophyta; Magnoliopsida; Ericales; Theaceae. The record is from RefSeq and is a predicted model, not a curated record.
UCUCUCAGUUUUGCUCUGUUUUCCCUGCAACUCAAAAUCAGAGAUCUUUGACUCUCCAUAUUCAAUUUCUCUCUCUCUCUACAAUGGAAGUUGACGAGAGUUCAACUGAAAUCUCUCUGAUAGACACAGCCGCGACUCAAUCAUCAUCAGAAGACGUUCAACUAGACAAGUACCUACAGAGAUUGGAGUUGUUUCUUCGAUUCUUCGGCUUUUGUCAUUACUCUCCACUCAGCUUCACUCUCUCCUGGCUUUCAUUCCUCGCGAUCGGCUUGGCUGUUCCGUUUCUUAUAAUCGAGUUUUCGUAUUGCUCUGAUUGUGAGAAGUAUCAGAUCAGAGUGUUCGAGCUCGAAAUCUUCGUUUCUCAAUCCCUUCUCGCUGCCAUUUCUCUUCUCUGCAUUUCUCACAAUCUUCGCAAGUAUGGUGUUCGGAGGCUACUCUUCGUCGAUCGGUAUCGUGGUCAUAUGGCCCAGUUUCGCGACCUCUACAUUCACAAGAUUCAUAACUCUGAUCGAGCACUGAAUUUGAUGUUGGGGGCGUCUAAUCAGAGCAACACAAAGCAAUCAUGGAUGUUGAUUCGCAACCAAUGAUGGAGGAAACUAUUUUGGUCGGUGAUGAUCUUAUGAUGGGGCCUCCAUCACCACUCAUUCCACCAGAAAUUGCCUCUCAUGUACUCGAAGGCGUUGAUUUGUGUGAUGGGAUAUUGAGGAACCUAUUUUUGUGUUUGCAAAUCAAUGAUAUUGAGCCAUUUUGUCAGGAUGAGAUUGCUCUAUAUCGGCAAUGUGCAGAGAAAAGGGAUAAGGAACUAAGGGAACGACUUCAAGAUAGUGAGCGCAAAUUGGGGUCAACUAUGCCUUUAGAUGAAGCAAACGAAAGAGCGGCUCAACUAGAAUCAGAAGUCACAUCAUUGGAUAGGCGCUUAAUUCUGGCCAGUGGAAUUGAAGGCAUGGAUGGAUUUCGCCAGAGAUGGAGUUUACAUGGUCGCCUCACAGAUACCAAGAGAAGAUUGGAGGCCUUGAAGAUGGGAAUGGAAAAGAGAAAAAAGGAUGAGCCCGUUGUUGGAGUUGUCGGAGGUUCUACAACCAAAAAAUGGUUCUUUUGGUGAAAGUUAUUGCUGCUUUGUCUACUAUAUGAACAUCUGCUCUUGUGGUAAUGGUGGAAGUUGGAGGUUCUACAGUAUCACAAAAUGUAUACUCAGUGACCGUUUUGUGAUGAAGCCUCCUCUUGUGGGGUGUACUAAAGCAGUGAAGCAUAUUUUGCCUCAACAGGAGGCUUGGAUAUUGUGAUAAUUUUUGUAUGCCUUGUUCAAAAGUGAGCAAAUAGGACUAGUUGAAUUUUCUCAGUUGUCAAACAUUAUUGGAUGUAUUUAGAUUUGAUUUGUUCUCAGUUGUCUAUUUUAUUCCUCUUUUUUAUGGCUCAUAA